Molecule: messenger RNA, 2097 nt
Organism: Phytophthora infestans T30-4
Lineage: Eukaryota; Oomycota; Peronosporomycetes; Peronosporales; Peronosporaceae
Product: calcium-dependent protein kinase, putative
Exons: 2
Coding region: 1-2097 (698 amino acids)
Biological process (GO): protein phosphorylation
Molecular function (GO): ATP binding; calcium ion binding; protein kinase activity
Source: RefSeq, a predicted model, not a curated record
AUGUUCUCAGGGCGGCAUCAUCAGUCUCAAGACUCUAUGGAAAAGGAGCUGAGCAACGCCAGCGGCCUCACAUUGGGUGAACUGUCAGUCACACCGGACGACACAAGACCCACUCGUCACUUGUCGAACAAAAGCUCAUCUUCCAGUAGUGGUUCACGACGAUUGUCACUGCCUCACACCAUCACAGAGAGACAUGGAGGCCAGGAGCUCUGGGUCAAAGCCCCCGUGGUCUCCGGAGCGCUCGAGAAACGCGGCUUUCGCUGGCGUAAGAAGUGGAAAUUGCGCUACGUGGAGCUAGACGGGCGACAACUUGCCUACUAUGAAGACUCGGGGGCUUUUAGUGUCACGACAGCAACUGCUAGUGGCACUAGGAGGAACAGUAAGCCCAAGAGGAAGGUGAUGCUCACAGCCGACGCACAAUUGGAAGAUAUGGACGAUACCACGCUGAGUAUUACGCCAGCUCUGGACGAGAAGCCGUGGAUGCUUCGAGCUCGAGAUACCACCACGAAGCGACGUUGGCUCGUGGCUCUGUCGGACUGUAUCGACAUUCUCGUGUGGCUACGACACUACAAACUCGGAGCUGUACUGGGUGUAGGCGGCAACGGCGUCGUACAGAAAUUGGAGGACGAACGUGAUGGUACAGUGUACGCAGUCAAGGUGUUGGAUGUAGCCAAGUUCCGAAACCGCGAACAAGUGGUGGCAGAGGUGGAGAUCUUACGCAACAUCACGAACAACAUCCAACAUCCGAAUCUCAUCAGGAUCCACAAGGUUUACGAAGAACAUCAGAAGGUUUAUAUCAUCCAAGAAAUGUGUACGGGCGGAGAACUGUACGACCGGAUCGUGCAGCGCGGUAAGUAUUCGGAAACCGACGCUGCCGACAUCAUGCGACAACUAGUGUCAGCUUUACAAGCUCUGCACGCACACAACAUCCUUCACCUGGACAUUAAACCAGAGAACAUUUUGUUCUCGUCCGAAGACGCAGAUUCCAAGAUCCUACUCACCGAUUUCGGACUUGCUCGGAUGAUCAACGGCAAGCAGAACCCUCUGGAUCAAGGCAAGACGAUGGCUGGUACCAUCGGAUACAUGGCUCCGGAGGUCAUUUCGUCCCACGCGUACAGCGAGGCCGCCGAUGUGUUUAGUGCCGGCGUCAUUCUCUUCAUCUUACUAGUGGGCUAUCCGCCUUUCUUCGGCGAUUCCGAAGUGGAAGUCUUGCUUAAGAUUGCUAGAGGCGACUUCACUUUCGAUCCGCGAGAUUGGGCACACGUCUCUGGAUCGGCCAAGGAGCUGGUGGCGCGUAUGCUUGAAGUGCGUGUGCAAGACCGUAUCACCAUAGACGAGGUGUCAACGCACCCGUGGAUCACACGAGACGUUUCUAACCAAGAUGAGCACGAAGAAGACCGUGACCUCAGUGCCAGUAUGAUGACGAAGCUGCAACGCUUCAAUAUCGACCGCAAGUCUCAGAACAUGGGGACGUUCAUGGCUUCACUGCUUCUUGACGACAACGAAGCAGAUUUCCAAGUGCUUGUGGAUGAAAAAACUGUGGAAAUGAUGAUCCGACAGCUCUGUGUUCAAGGCCACAACCGGAUCCCACUGGAUGGAGCUCAUGUGAUAGCAAAGGGACUUGGCUUGUCGCCGUUUAUCGACGAGAAAUCUUUCGUGCAGUUUCUGGAUCAAGACCACGAUGGCUUCAUCAGUGCCAGCGACUUUUGCGCCGGCGUUCGUGCACUGCGGAGUCACCACGAGUCGUUCGCUAGAAUGGUUUUCUCGGCGAUACAGAAAAUGUACGCACUCGAAGAGAAGAGUGGUCCAAAGGAAGAAACUGUACUUACACGCGAACACUUCGUCGUGGCGUUCUCAAUACUGGAAUGUCCGGAACCACUCGUCGAGGUUUUUUUCAAAUAUAUCGAUGAAGAAGAAGAGACGCAAACCAACUUGUGGGCGGUGAACGAAGCCGAGUUCGCGAUUCUCUUCACGCAGUUCUCUUUUCUCGGUAUGCUCUUCCUACGGACAGCUAAAGACAACGUGAUGUCGAUGGUCAAGUCGCACAGUGUCGAUGGCAUGCCACGUAUCUCCGAGACGUCCUUCUGCUCCGCAUAA